Messenger RNA from Tigriopus californicus, 1399 nucleotides. RefSeq lists its product as uncharacterized. The record is from RefSeq and is a predicted model, not a curated record. The coding region runs from base 156 to 986 and encodes 276 amino acids. The transcript has 3 exons. NCBI's taxonomy places the organism in Eukaryota, Metazoa, Arthropoda, Copepoda, Harpacticoida, Harpacticidae.
UUUAUCAGGAAUGACGUCGUAGCUUCCUUGCUUCCUUGCUUCAGAGACAGAGAGAGAGAGAGGAUUGGGGGUAACCUCAGCGGACGAUUGGCUACGGCACAAAGCAGAUCAGGGGAAUCACUAGCCUAACAACAUCUCGGCUCAGCUAAUACAAGAUGGCAGACACGAUCACAUUUCCUCCUCAAGCCUUGGACAUUCUCCAUUGGAUUGCUCGAUCUGAUCCCGAGGAGCUCACCUCGCAUAUGGUGGAGAAGUUCAACGCCUUGCUCUUCAAUCCGUAUGAGGAUCAGUCCCGAAACGUUCAGGUCCAAUUCCCGGCCUGUCUUCAAAACCCGCCGAGUUCGUGGCUGCUCAAAGAGGCCAUGGACUCGAAGGACCUCUCGGGGGCCAAGGGCGAGAGCAUCAUGGCCCCGGUUUUGAAGGAGCGACCUCAAUCCGACUGGCUGUUGCCUACCAUCAUUCACGACGACCAGCAUAAGUUCGUGUACUCGGCCGAAAACGAUCGAGUCCCUGAGAUCCCAUCCAACUCCAUGUGGCUGAGUGCCUCAUCCACGUCUUCGGAUUCCAUCAUGGAUGAUUCUAAAUCCAUCCACAGCAAUCCAUCCUCCCAAUGGCUGGCUUACCAACCCGAAUCUAGCGUUAGCGUUCCGGCUCCCCAGAAGAAGCAUCUGAUGACAAGAGAUCCGGAAAUGAGCAAGUGGCUGGAGAUCACCAAGCCAAGUCUCCCCGAGUCCCUGGAUGGAUGGCUACUGCCAACCAUCAUGGAUGUUCCAGAUCUGUCCUCCAAGGCCCCGAACCACUCCAAUAACGAUCUGGUCGAGAUGUGGCUGAAUCUGGUCACGGAUGUGGUUGAGGCAUUGGACGAGGACAUUCAUGAUUGCACUGAUGAGGUGACUGAGGGGGUUGACGACGAAGAGGAUGACAGCGAUAGCUUUGCUGUGAUCGAAUUCGACCGUCAGACCAACGACCAGACUUGGCUGCUUUGAACACCCUCAAGUCCGGAUUGAAUCAAGGCCAAGAUGCUCUUACUCAUUCCAUCGUCUCUCAUUCUCUUCAGGAGGGCUUCCCCGCUGACCCUGAACAUCUGCUUUUGUCUGCUAAAACCUCGUCUGUAGCAUUGGGAGAAAUGCACAGAUGUUGUACCCCUCAAAAAUAUGAAAAACCAAAAAAAUUGAAAAACACCCAGAAAACAUGAGAAAAAAAUACUUUUGAAACCUCGGAGUUGUCUGCAAAACUGCAACACCCCGUGCUCUUACCAAUUACCAGAUUUGACUCCUCGGAAGAGGUUCGAGGUCUGCAUGAGAAAUGCUAGCACUGAGAUCCGAAUCCACGAGGAUCAAAUUGUUUUGUAAUAAUACUUGCACAUCCAAUAAAAAUCGCCGUUCGUUUGAAUAGCACA